AUGAUCUACGAGGAUCUCUUUUUCCAACUGACUCGAUUUUUUAUUGGCCAUUAUAUUGAUUCGAUCUCUUUCCCUGCUGCACACGUGUUUUGGAUACACAAUCCAUAUCAGGCCAGCCUACAAACUCCAUGUAUAUAUCUCGUCGUGGUACCUGUCCCGACCUGUGUUAUAUCUCGUCGUGGUACCGGUCCCGACCUGUGUUAUAUCUCGUCGUGGUACCGGUCCCGACCUGUGUUAUAUCUCGCCGUGGUACCGGUUCCGACCUGUGUUAUAUCUUGUCGUGGUACCGGUCCCGACCUGUGUUAUAUCUCGUCGUGGUACCGGUCCCGACCUGUGUUAUAUCUCGCCGUGGUACCGGUUCCGACCUGUGUUAUAUCUCGUCGUGGUACCGGUCCCGACCUGUGUUAUAUCUCGUCGUGGUACCGGUUCCGACCUGUGUUAUAUCUUGUCGUGGUACCGGUCCCGACCUGUGGUAGAUCUCGUCGUGGUACCGGUCCCGACCUGUGUUAUAUCUCUCGCCGUGGUACCGGUCCCGACCUGUGUUAUAUCUCGUCGCGGUACCGGUCCCGACCUGUGUUAUAUCUCGUCGUGGUACCGGUCCCGACCUGUGUUAUAUCUCGUCGUGGUACCGGUCCCGACCUGUGUAUAUAUCUCGUCGUGGUACCGGUCCCGACUUGUGUUAUAUCUCGUCGUGGUACAGGUCCCGACCUGUGUUAUAUCUCGUCGUGGUACCGGUCCCGACCUGUGUUAUAUCUCGCCGUGGUACCGUAUGACCUAGUCCCAGUAAUUCAUGGCAGCGGAGUAAUAUAA
Lottia gigantea (owl limpet) is the source of this 810-nucleotide messenger RNA. RefSeq lists its product as hypothetical. The transcript has 2 exons. The coding region runs from base 1 to 810 and encodes 269 amino acids. The record is from RefSeq and is a predicted model, not a curated record. Lineage: Eukaryota; Metazoa; Mollusca; Gastropoda; Lottiidae.